Penicillium crustosum is the source of this 1077-nucleotide messenger RNA. RefSeq lists its product as uncharacterized. NCBI's taxonomy places the organism in Eukaryota, Fungi, Ascomycota, Eurotiomycetes, Eurotiales, Aspergillaceae. Bases 1 to 1077 code for a protein of 358 amino acids. Gene Ontology annotation, molecular function: hydrolase activity. The transcript is spliced from 2 exons. The record is from RefSeq and is a predicted model, not a curated record.
AUGACACCAACCCAAAUCCCAAUUGUGGAUUCCCACAUCCACCUCUUCCCAGAAACACACCUGAAAACCCUAUCCUGGCACAACGCCAACAACCCCCUAGGCACGCAACACAGCGUAAACGAAUACCGCCACGCAGCAACACAAUCCAACACCACCACUCCGCUCCUCCGGGGCUUUAUAUUCCUCGAAACAGACCGUCUCUCCUCAAUAACCGACUCAACCCCACCAAACCACGGCUGGCAACACGCCCUAGACGAAGUCUCCCUCCUAACACGCAUAGCCCUCGGUACACCAGUCCCAGGCGAGGGCCACGUCCCACAAGACAAAUCCCUCUGUCUGGGGAUUGUGCCGUGGGCGCCUGUUCCCGGUGGACCGGAUGUGUUGAGCGCGUAUAUGGAGCAGGUCCGUGGUCGCACUGGGGAGGUUGUUUGGGGGAAGGUUAGGGGGGUUAGGUAUUUGGUGCAGGAUAAGGUUGCAGGCACGAUGCUUGAGGGUGAGUUUGUGGAGGGUUUGAGGUGGUUGGGGAGGGAGGGACUUGUUUUUGAUCUUGGGGUUGAUGCGAGGUCUGGUGGGUUGGGGCAGUUGAGGGAGGCGGUUGAGAUGAUGGGGUUGGCUUAUAGGGGGUUGGAGGGGGAUCGGGCGGUUACGAUUGUCAUUAAUCAUUUGUGCAAGCCUAACCUUCGUCUGGUGGAUGAUGUUCACUCUCAUCCCGAGUUCCUUGAGUGGAAGGAUCUUGUCACUAAAAUGGCGAAGGUGAAUCCUAGGACUUAUAUGAAGCUUUCUGGGGCGUUUUCGGAGCUUCUACCGCUAGAGGGGGAGUCGGAACCGGAUUUUGGGGCAAUCGUUGAGCGCGUGCAGCCAUGGACUGAUGUUGUUUUUGAUGCUUUCGGGACGGAUCGUGUUAUGUUUGGAUCGGACUGGCCGGUGUGUAAUGUUGGUGGUGGUGGGAAUGAUGUGUCUUGGGGUAGAUGGGCACGUGUAGUGGAGGAGAUCCUGGAACGGAGGGGGCUGUCUGAGGAACAAAAGAGGGAUGUAUGGGGAUCUGUUGCUUUGCGUGCUUAUGGUAUAGAGAUCUAA